This is a messenger RNA of Dermatophagoides pteronyssinus (European house dust mite), 625 nucleotides long. RefSeq lists its product as uncharacterized. NCBI's taxonomy places the organism in Eukaryota, Metazoa, Arthropoda, Arachnida, Sarcoptiformes, Pyroglyphidae. The record is from RefSeq and is a predicted model, not a curated record.
UGCUGUGUGCGACAACACAAAAAAUAGUGAUUUCGCUUUUGAUCAUAGAAUUUUUUUCAACAACCAUACAAAUGGAAUCUGAACAGGAAUCAAAUUUAGAUUCUAAUAUUCAAAAAUUUAUCUCUAUUCUUCGUCAAUUUGAUUAUUCAUCGUAUAUUGGACCUCAAAAAGAAUUGGUCUGUUUUUGUGAACGUAAUUUCCAUAUGACAGAUUUAUAUGUGAUUGAACAGUUCAUUCGUCAAAUGAAUUAUUAUUCACAUAUUGAUAUCGAUACGGAAAGUGCCAAUGAAAUACUACAAAGACUUUCAUCUAAUCUGGAAGAAAAUUUCAAACAAGCAAUCGUGAAGAAUUUAUUGGCCAUGAAAUUAGAUAAACAACACCAACAGUCACAUGCAUUGAUCACCUCCGUCAAACAUGUUGAAUGUAAACGUCUAGAUUCCGAAAACAAUCAGUUCCUGAUAAAUUUUGAUACCAACAAUCCUAAUGUCGAUAAUAAUGAAACAAAUGGUCAGCUGUCUUUUGUUAUGAAUAGAGAACAAAUGAAAAAUAUCUGUGAUGAAAUGGACAAAAUUCGUCAGCAAUUAUUCAAUUCGGUUGAAUAGAAAUGAUCAUGCUUUUUUCCAAA